Molecule: messenger RNA, 621 nt
Organism: Dipodomys ordii (Ord's kangaroo rat)
Lineage: Eukaryota; Metazoa; Chordata; Mammalia; Rodentia; Heteromyidae
Gene: A4gnt
Product: alpha-1,4-N-acetylglucosaminyltransferase
Exons: 1
Biological process (GO): protein O-linked glycosylation
Molecular function (GO): acetylglucosaminyltransferase activity
Source: RefSeq, a predicted model, not a curated record
AUCAACAGCGACAAGGAGAAAUACUGGCUGCACGUCAGCUCGGACGCGUCGCGCCUGGCCAUCAUCUGGAAAUACGGCGGCAUCUACAUGGACACGGACAUCAUCUCCCUCAGGCCCAUCCCGGAGGCGAACUUCCUGGCGGCGCAGGGCUCCCGCUCGUCCAGCAACGGGGUGUUCGGCUUCGAGCCCCGCCACCCUUUCCUGUGGGCCUGCAUGGAGAACUUCGUGGAGCACUACAACUCGCACCUCUGGGGCAACCAGGGCCCCCUGCUGAUGACCCGGAUGCUGAGGGUGAGGUGCCGGCUGGGCGAUUUCCAGGAGCUGGGGGACCUCAAGUGUCAGAAUGUGUCCUUCCUGCACCCCCAGAGGUUUUACCCCAUCCCCUUCCGGGAGUGGAGGCGUUACUACCAAGUGUGGGACCCCCCGCACCCCAGCUUCCCGGCCUCCUACGCCCUGCACCUGUGGAACUUCAUGAACCGCCGGGAGAGGAAGACCGUGCAGGCGGGCAGCAACACCCUGGCCGAGCACCUCUACCGUCAGCACUGCCCCAGGACCUACAGGAUCCUGGUUCGAGGCCCACAGGGCUUUGUGACCAGAGGCCUGGGUCCAAUGACCCCGUAG